AUGGAUUAUUCAGCUUACAACCUCAACCAACCACAACAACAUCCUCAAUCCUAUUACGAAUACGAUCCAUCUCAGAUUCAUGCUCAACCCUACGAUCAAUCUUACGCUGCUGCUGCAGCAUAUCAACCGUCAUAUUACGCUGCUUAUAAUCAACAAUACGCUUAUUAUCCAACUGAUACUACAACGCAUCUUCAUCAUCAACAAGCUCAUGGUUAUUAUCAAACUGAACCCGCUCCGGUUCACCCUCCCGGUGUUAACCCUGAACCGGUUCAACCCAAUCUAACGAUUGGGUCAUCAUCUCAAUACAGAGGUAGGGGUGGUAGAUCAUUCAGGCGGGGUGGUCGAGGUCGAGGUCAGUUCGGUCAUGGAAGAGGACGUGGAGUGAGUGGUGGGAGACACUUUCCGUCUCAUUCUUCUGGACCUGCUAUUUCUGAUGUACCUGGUUCAUCAUCAGUCUCAGCUCAAGUGCAAACUGCAUCGGUGCAACCGCCACCGCGUGGGGUAUUCUGUGAUAUGUGCAAGAUUGAGUGCAAUACCCCAGAAGUCAUGGAGCUUCAUCUGAAAGGAAAAAAGCAUCUGAAGAAUAUCAGAGUACAUGAAGCAAAACAGAGACAUGGGGGUAUUAAUGCACCACAAAGUGGACAGAUUCCUACCUCUCAGUUGAACUCAACUGAUCAACCUAUUAUAGCUCAGGAGUCUCAAGACCCCGGCAAAAAUAUUAGUUCUGAAAUUGCAACUGAUAGUCAGAAGGGUGACAUAAUUUCACAGAAUAAUGUAGGAGAGACUUCUGAUGUUCCAGCUGAAGAAAAUUCUGGUGCAAGAGGCCGUGGAUUGAAGCGUAAAUUAAGAGGAGGAAAAGCACGUAAACAGACGAGGACUGCCGAUGGCUCACAAUCUGAGCCAGCUGUAGCCAUUACAUGUGAGUUGUGCAAUGUUAAAUGCGACACUCAACGUGUUUACCAGGCUCAUAUUACUGGGAAAAAGCACUUGAAGCGUGCCUAUGGUCCCCAAGCUCCGGCCGGAUUAGUACGUAACCAAGCUUUGGUUGGAGUAGCUAACCAAACUUUGUCCGAAGUAGGUUCCCAAGCUUUGGCUGGAGUAGCUGGACUUCAAGCACUUUACCCACCUGACAUCAACGCCCUAGCCACUGCAAUUAAUGCUCAAGUUCAACAAGGUGAUAAUGAUCCACAGGUACUUCUGGCUCAGCUCCUGGUGAAUGCACUAUCUCAAGCACAAGGAUCAGGAGCAGCACCACCGAAUGGCUCAUUGGCUGCUCAGACACCAACACCCACAUCAGUGGCAGGUUCAAGUUAUGAUCCCCAGUUGGCGCAGAUACAAGUUUCAGAAAUUGCAGCACAUGAAAAUCCUACAGGUGAAUCAAAAAAUGAGACGCCUACUGCCCCACUUGAGUCAAAUGCACAGGAAGGUUCAAAUGUUGGCACACAAAUUGAAGGCGGAAGUUCUGAAACUAAAUAG
This is a messenger RNA of Lathyrus sativus (Indian pea), 1476 nucleotides long. NCBI's taxonomy places the organism in Eukaryota, Viridiplantae, Streptophyta, Magnoliopsida, Fabales, Fabaceae. The record is from the annotation of a GenBank genome assembly.